CCGGGCGCGCGGCACGUGCCGGCCAGCGCGGUCGAUACUGGUGGUGCGGCUGCCCCUUUGUACGCCGCCGGCGGGCACGGCCGGCCGGUCAGCAGCCGGCGGCGCAGACCGCUCAGCUCAGUAGUGCCGCGGCAAUGCGUGGAGCGGGGAGCCAGGCCGUCCGUGUGUGGCUGGCGACCUGUGUGCUGACCAGCGCCGCCGCCGGAUGCACCACAACUGAGCAGCCCACAACGACAACACCGGAGCCAACAACAUCAUCGACAACAGCAUUAACAACAGCAGCACUAACAACAACCACAACAGCUGCAUCACCGGCAGCACCGACCACAACGGAGGCGUCAACUACAGCGACACUGACGACCACUGUAGCACCAACGACAACGCCAGAACCAACGACAACUCCAGCACCAGCAACAACGGGGGCGUCAAGCUCCCAAUGCGCCGUAACUUCAUUCGUGUGCCCGACGGACACCACUCAGUACCACUUCGCCAAGGAGGACAACUGCCGCCAGUUCUACAAGUGUUCGAACGGCUGUCCGGUGGUGUUUGACUGCGCGGCGCCCCUCAGCUACAACUCAGCCAUCUCCAACUGCGACUGGGAUUACAACACCGGCUGCGCCGACCCGCCCCUUACAUGAGCUGCUCCUUAGAAAUGUGGGUUCUGAAUGGCCCGUCACACGAGCACCAGGGUUCCAGUCCCACGAAAUGGACACUUCAAUAAUAAAUAUCAGCUAAUGA
Messenger RNA from Amphibalanus amphitrite, 738 nucleotides. Its product is annotated as integumentary mucin C.1-like. Bases 135 to 638 code for a protein of 167 amino acids. The transcript is spliced from 3 exons. Gene Ontology annotation, molecular function: chitin binding. The record is from RefSeq and is a predicted model, not a curated record. Gene Ontology annotation, cellular component: extracellular region. Lineage: Eukaryota; Metazoa; Arthropoda; Thecostraca; Balanomorpha; Balanidae.